Molecule: messenger RNA, 1496 nt
Organism: Drosophila busckii
Lineage: Eukaryota; Metazoa; Arthropoda; Insecta; Diptera; Drosophilidae
Product: phosphoglycerate kinase
Exons: 2
Coding region: 39-1403 (454 amino acids)
Biological process (GO): gluconeogenesis; glycolytic process
Cellular component (GO): cytosol
Molecular function (GO): phosphoglycerate kinase activity; ADP binding; ATP binding
Source: RefSeq, a predicted model, not a curated record
UUUAAAUCAAAAUUGAUCACAACUUCAAAUAUUACAACAUGCUUCAUUUGGAACGAAAGCUUUGUUAUUUAUUGGAGCUGUGGCCACAGUACAGUAAAUUUGUGAGUAAAGUUCCACAGCGACGCGACUAUGGCGAUUGUCAGGAUGAUGCCAAAAUAUCCAAAAAACUAAGUCUUAAAGAUGUAGAUGUGAGUGGCAAGCGUGUGUUUAUGCGUGUGGACUUUAAUGUGCCCCUUAAAGAUGGACAGAUCACCAACAAUCAGCGAAUAGUAGCGGCAGUCCCAAGUAUCAAAUAUGCACUGGAUAAUAAUUGCAAACUGCUUGUAUUGGCUUCACACCUGGGUCGUCCAGAUGGUAAGAAGAAUAAGAAAUUUACUUUAGCGCCGGUAGCCAAGGAACUUCAGACGUUACUUGACUGGCCAGUAUGUUUCAUCAACGAUUGCGUGGGCAAAAUUGCCUUGGAAGCCGUUAAGGAUCCUCCAGAUGGUGCUGUAGUGCUGCUGGAGAAUCUACGUUUCUAUGCGGAGGAAACCGGCAGUAGUAAGGAUGAAAAUAAGAAAAAAAUCAAAGCCGAUCCCGAAAAAGUUAAGGAAUUUCGCACUAAGUUAGCCCAGCUGGGUGAUAUUUAUGUAAACGAUGCUUUUGGCACAGCGCAUCGUGCCCAUAGCUCAAUGUUGGGUGAAGGCUAUAAGGUGCGAGCCUCUGGCUUUCUCAUGGACAAGGAGCUGGAGUACUUUGCCAAGGCGUUGCACAAGCCAAAGCAACCAUUUCUGGCUAUUUUGGGUGGCGCUAAAAUUGCAGACAAGAUACCACUCAUCACCAAUCUAUUGAACAAUGUGAAUCAAAUGAUUAUAGCUGGUGGCAUGGCAUUUACUUUCCUUAAAAUUAAUAACUCCAUGGAAAUAGGCAAGUCACUAUUUGACGAAAAAGGCUCUGCAAUGAUAAAGGAUAUUAUGCAGAAGGCUAAGGAGAAAAAAGUGGAUAUACUGCUACCCGAGGAUUUUCUAUGCGCGAAGGAAAUUAAGAAUCCAGGUGAGACCAAGACGGUAGAUGUUAAGCAAGGUGUGCCUAGCGGCUUUAUGGGUCUCGACAUUGGCGACAAAUCAAGAAAGCAAUAUGCUGAUGUAAUAGCCAAGGCCAAGACAAUUGUUUGGAAUGGUCCGCCAGGCUUGUUUGAGAAUGACAAAUUUGCCGGGGGCACCAAGGCCAUGCUGGAUGCUGUAAUGGCGGCAACUAAGGCAGGCGCCACUACUAUAGUAGGCGGUGGGGAUACAGCGACGGCUUGUCUUAAAUUUGGCGGCGCUCAGAAAGUUUCGCAUGUCUCAACUGGGGGUGGUGCCUCGCUGGAACUGCUUGAGGGUAAAAAGCUGCCCGGCGUGGCGGCUUUGACAGAUGCCAAAUAGCAAUUAAUGGAAAUUUGAAUAUUUGUAUAAUUUGGGCAAUGAAACUUUAUGCUUUGAUAAUUGUAUAAAUUUAUUUUGUUUUAAAAAGUGUUA